UGCAGCGUUCCUUGAACCGACUCGGAUUGAAUAAUUUUCAGGUUUGAGAGAGGAGAGAGUGGUAGGGAAGAAGAAGAAGAAGGAGAGAGAUGUCGGGUAUGGGGGACGGGUACGUGGGCACGGCCCAAGACGCCGUGAGGAUCCGAAGGCUGGAGAAGCAAAGAGAAGCUGAGCGCCAGAAAAUCCAAGAGCUCAAGACCAAGUCUGCCUCCGAUAAAGGCCAGCCCGGCCUCCUCCAAUUCGGCUCAAGUACUUCUGAGAUUCUUGAGACGGCGUUUAAGAAAGAGACUGUUGGUUUGGUCACCAGGGAGCAAUACGUCGAGAAGAGAGUAAAUAUUCGGAACAAAAUCGAGGAGGAAGAGAAGGAAAAGCUUCAGAAGCUUCAACAGGAAGAGGAGGCAUUUCAGUUACAGAAGCGUAAGAAGAGGAAGGUCAAGGGGAUUAAUCGAUUGUCCUUUGCCGAUGACAUUGAGGAUGGAAGUGAAGAGGAAGAUGGAGAAAAUAAAAGUACAGAGACUACAAGGUUAUGGUCUGGUAGAUUUGGCAAAGAUCCUACUGUGGAAACUAGCUUUCUGCCAGAUAGUGAGCGGGAGGCAGAGGAACAAGCUGAGCGUGAAAGGUUGCGAAAACAGUGGUUUCUUGAGCAGGAGAAGAUACGAAAUGAGCCACUUCAAAUUACUUACAGUUACUGGGAUGGAGCAGGGCAUAGGCGGACGAUCCAGGUUCGAAAGGGGGAUAAAAUAGGAGAUUUUCUUCGCUCUGUUCAACAGCAACUAGCACCUGAGUUUCGAGAAGUUCGAACCACCUCAGUGGAGAAUUUGCUAUAUGUAAAAGAAGAUCUUAUCAUUCCACAUCAGCAUAGUUUCUAUGAGCUAAUUGUAAACAAGGCAAGGGGCAAAAGUGGACCGCUUUUUCAUUUUGAUGUGCAUGAGGAUGUGCGAACUAUUGCUGAUGCUACGAUAGAGAAGGAUGAGUCUCAUGCUGGGAAGGUCGUUGAGAGGCAUUGGUAUGACAAGAAUAAGCAUAUUUUCCCUGCUUCUAGAUGGGAGAUAUAUGAUCCAACGAAGAAAUGGGAGCGUUACACCAUCCAUGGGGACUGAUUUCAUAAUGGCAACACGGGAUACAAGGCAUUGCACAACUUCAUUGGUUGUUGGGCUCAACUUUUGCACCCAAAUUUUUGUAUAAAUUAGACCAUCAACUUGUUAUACUGGGGGAUCGUAUGGGGUUGUAGCUCAGUAACUGCAUUUCCUUGAUUUUUUUAACUCGCUGAUCAAGCAAUGCGAGACCAAGGUUUUUCUUUAGCUGAUUGUAGACUUACAUCUUAUGUGCAAUGGAAUCUAUAAUGAGCAUCAA
Messenger RNA from Rosa rugosa (rugosa rose), 1353 nucleotides. RefSeq names its product protein XAP5 CIRCADIAN TIMEKEEPER. The record is from RefSeq and is a predicted model, not a curated record. The coding region runs from base 90 to 1100 and encodes 336 amino acids. Gene Ontology annotation, biological process: chromatin organization. Lineage: Eukaryota; Viridiplantae; Streptophyta; Magnoliopsida; Rosales; Rosaceae. The transcript has 12 exons. Gene Ontology annotation, cellular component: nucleus.